AUGCUAUGGGUUCCAUGGAGAAUCCAGGUCCAUUUCAGAAAGCAGGGCAUAAGUGGCCCUAGCUACCGUCCGAUCACCGGGAACACGCCCGAGUAUCUUCGUCUAUUUCGUGAAUCGCGGUCCAAGUCAAUGUCUUUUAACCACGAUAUCAUCCACCGGGUAGCCCCAUUUUACUACGAGUGGUCACGCAGGUAUGGGAAGACGUUUCUGUAUUGGUUUGGAUCGAAACCAACAUUGGCUGUAUCUGAUCCUGAGAUGAUCAGGGAGGUUUUCAUGAACACAGAUGGUGGGUCGUAUGAGAAAGUGCGAAAUAAUCCUCAGGCUAAGCUGCUCUUCGGGCAGGGGCUUAAUGGCUUGGCUGGUGAGGAGUGGGCUCUUCAUAGGAGGAUCGCAAACCAGGCUUUUUUGAUGGAGAGGGUUAAGUGUUGGGUGCCAGAAAUUGUGGCAAGCACUACCGAGAUGUUAACCAAGUGGGAGGAAAUACGAGGAUCGAAAGAUGAGUUUGAGAUGGAUGUGCAUAAAGAACUCGAGGACCUGACAUCAGACAUUAUCUCGAGAACGGCUUUUGGAAGCAAUUAUGAAGAAGGGAAGCGUGUGUUUUUGUUACAGGACCAGCAAAAGCACCUUGCCUACCAGGCCUUCGGAAAUGUCUAUAUUCCAGGUUUCAGGUUUUUGCCCACCAAGAAGAACAGAGAGAGGUGGAGAAUCGAAAAGGAAACUCGUGAAGCAAUGAGGAAUCUGAUAAAAACUAACAGCAAUGGAAUAGAAAAUUCAAGAAAUCUUCUUAGUUUACUGAUGUCUUCAUAUAAAAAUCAAGAUGGCGUGGAAGAGAAGUUAGGGGUAGAUGAUAUUAUAAAUGAAUGCAAGACCUUCUACUUUUUAGGAAAGGAAUCUACUGCCGAUCUUGUGACAUGGGCACUUCUCCUUUUAGCAUUACAUCAAGAAUGGCAAAACAAGGCAAGGGAAGAAGUGUUUUCUGUCUGUGGAGGAAAUGAACUCCUGGCUGCAGAGAAGUUAAAUGACCUUAAAAUCGUGAACUUGAUCCUCAAUGAAGCGCUCCGACUUUAUCCUCCACUUAUAAUGUUGAUGAGGCAUACGUCUAAAAAUGUUAAGUUAGGGACCCUCGACAUUCCUGCUGACACACAAUUCUAUUUGGCCUUGCCUUCUGUUUAUCACGACACCGAUAUAUGGGGUAAAGAUGCUAAUGAAUUCAAUCCCCUGAGGUUCAAGGAGUCUGAAAAUCAUCUGACUUCAUUUCUUCCAUUUGGGUUAGGCCCCAGAGUUUGCGUUGGCAAAAAUUUAGCACUUAUAGAGGCAAAAGUUGUCCUCUCCAUGAUCAUAAAACAUUAUUCCUUUGUUGUUUCACCCACCUAUGUUCAUGCCCCAACCCUCUUGAUAAGCUUGCAGCCUCAAUACGGUGCUCAGAUCCUCUUAAGCAGAAUUCCAAAUUGA
This is a messenger RNA of Dovyalis caffra, 1452 nucleotides long. The record is from the annotation of a GenBank genome assembly. NCBI's taxonomy places the organism in Eukaryota, Viridiplantae, Streptophyta, Magnoliopsida, Malpighiales, Salicaceae.